AUGCGUACCAGCUUUUUCCUCGCUGCAGCCCUUGCUACACUCAGCGCCCAAGCCGACGACGCCAGCAGCACCAUCGUUGGCUUUUACGCUCCUCCUUGGGAUGUGACUGUGCCCAUGUACGGCGGGUUUACCAGCACCGCCGCCAGCCUCGUCGCCAUCAAAAGCGGGGUCGCUACAUACGAAGUUGACUGUCUAAAGGACGCUCCCAAGACAGAUUGCAAUUUCCCCGAUCCGUGGACGAUUAUCCAAGGCCCAGAGACAGUGAGCCUCAAUGAGAAAUAUAUCGCAUCCUACUCGGAAAAGGAAACCAGCUAUGAUAUCACCGUCACACGGUCCCAUGAGUGCUCUCUGAAAGCUUCAACUGAGUUCGCCAGCUGCACGAUGAGUGUGGGCAUGAAAGGAUCUACGGAAGGAGAAAAAUAUGAGUCUUCCACUUCCAGCAAGGCAACCUACACCACGGCACCAAUCUCCGAUAACUACUACGAGUUGACGGUAACCGCAGGACUGGAUUUGCUCAAGUCUACCGAGGCAACGGCAGCGGCUACAUCUGCAGAAACUACCGCGUCAACUGGCGGUGCUGCUGGACACGCGGGUGCUUUGAUUACCGCUGCUCCUAUGGUUGCGGCUGCAGUGGCUGCCCUCCUGUGA
Molecule: messenger RNA, 648 nt
Organism: Penicillium vulpinum
Lineage: Eukaryota; Fungi; Ascomycota; Eurotiomycetes; Eurotiales; Aspergillaceae
Exons: 1
Coding region: 1-648 (215 amino acids)
Source: RefSeq, a predicted model, not a curated record